CCCCGCACAGCCCAGCCCAGCCCAGCCCGACCAGCGCGAGCGGGAGCGCGGCGCGAUGGACGGCCGAGUGCAGCUGAUCAAGGCCCUCCUGGCCCUGCCCCUGCGGCCCCAGACGCGGCGGUGGAGGAACCCGAUUCCCUUCCCCGAGACCUUUGACGGCGACACCGACCGCCUCCCGGAGUUCAUCGUGCAGACGGGCGCCUACAUGUUAGUGGACGAGACCCUGUUCUCCAGCGAUGCCCUGAAGGUGACGUUCCUCAUCACCCGCCUCACGGGGCCGGCCCUGCAGUGGGUGAUCCCCUACAUCAGGAAGGAGAGCCCCCUCCUCCAUGAUUACCGGGGCUUCCUGGCCGAGAUGAAGCGGGUGUUUGGCUGGGUGGAGGACGAGGACUUCUAGGCCGGGAGCCCCUCGGGCCUGGGGGCGGGUGCUCGGGGGAGGGUGCGCUGCGCCCGUCGCCGCCGCGCAGAUGGCCGCGGGCGGCGCCUCGCCGCGCCUCGCCCUCCCUCCCCCUCGCCGCGAUCGCGCGGCCGCGCUCUCCCCCGCGCUGCUGUCCCCUCCCGCGUAGUGCUUGCCUUUGUUCCAGGAAUAGCGCUCCAGGUCCCCGCUGCCGCCGCCGGGCCCCGCUCGGGAGCGCGCCGCCGCCCCCUGCGGCCGGCCGGGCCCCUCCCGCGCAGCACACUUGGCCUCGGGCCCGCGCUCCAGCUGCGGGCUGGGCUCCCGUUCCACGCCGGACAGACCACCCACAGCCCGGCCGCUGCGGGCCGCCUCCGCCAGACUGACCGCCAGGCCUGCGGCGCCGCGCGCGGAGACCCGCGCUGAGGCCGGGCCGCCGUCGCCACCCAGCGCACACCGCCGACACACUGCGGCCCGCAGCCAUCUGGACUCAGCCGACAAGCGUCUGAGCCGGCCACGGCCCCUGGCCCCUGGCCCCUGGCUCCUGGCCCCUGGCCCCUGGCCCCUGGCCAGCGAUUCCAGCAGCUCGCCACCCACCGCGCCCCGGCUGGAGGGCCGGGCCGGCCUCUCACCUGCAGCGGGACCCACUCCCUCCCACCUCCCGGAGACCUCUUCUGCUCCUGCCAGAUGGCCGCCGGGUCCCAGGGGUGCCUGGCAGCCAAAUCCAGUCACUCGUUUCCUCCUGUGGACCUGUUAGUUUUGCCCACAAUCCAGUUCUCUUCUCAAUUCGCGGCUGUCUCUCUGACGUGUGCCUUUUGUUCAACACAGUAAUUAAGCCCUGCACUCUGCCCGGCUCUUCUACACUACCUGGACAAACGUCUUUUCCUUCUUUUCAAUAAAUGUCAGACGCUGUGCAAAAGAAA
Molecule: messenger RNA, 1317 nt
Organism: Felis catus (domestic cat)
Lineage: Eukaryota; Metazoa; Chordata; Mammalia; Carnivora; Felidae
Gene: RTL8C
Product: retrotransposon Gag like 8C
Exons: 1
Coding region: 56-397 (113 amino acids)
Source: RefSeq, a predicted model, not a curated record